Molecule: messenger RNA, 1866 nt
Organism: Parastagonospora nodorum SN15
Lineage: Eukaryota; Fungi; Ascomycota; Dothideomycetes; Pleosporales; Phaeosphaeriaceae
Exons: 3
Coding region: 1-1866 (621 amino acids)
Biological process (GO): tRNA pseudouridine synthesis; mRNA pseudouridine synthesis
Cellular component (GO): nucleus
Molecular function (GO): pseudouridine synthase activity; RNA binding
Source: RefSeq, a predicted model, not a curated record
AUGGCCGACAACGACGGCCCCCGCGGUGACAAUGGCUCGUCGAAUCGCGACAGGAAGCGCAAAUGGGAGGAUCGCGGCGGCGGCAAGCGGGGAGGCAGAGGCGGUCGAUCCCUUCAGCACGGCAGCCGUCCGGACAAGAAGAGAAAUAUGGGGCGUAAGGAGCAUAAAACCGCACAACUAGACCGCCGAGGCCGCAAUGCUGAACAGCAGGACAAAAACAAGGACCAUGAGGAGAAGGGCGAGAACGAGAAGCCGGCUCUUCCCGCCGCCUUCCCAGCUGAAGAGGUCGAGGCAGAGGAGCGCAGGCCGAAGCGCAAAGUCGCAGUCAUGAUCGGCUACUCGGGCACUGGCUACAAGGGCAUGCAAAUCGACAACAAGCAGAAGACCAUCGAGGGCGACCUCUUCACCGCAUUCGUUGCUGCCGGUGCGAUAUCGAAAGCGAACGCCGACGACCCCAAGAAGUCCUCGCUCGUCCGAUGCGCCCGCACCGACAAAGGUGUCCACGCUGCUGGCAACGUCAUCUCCCUGAAGUUGAUCAUUGAAGAGGAAGACAUUGUCGAGAAGAUCAACAGCCACCUCUCGGAGCAGAUCCGGGUCUGGGGCAUCCAGCGGACCACCGGGUCAUUCAGCUGUUACCAGGCGUGCGACUCGCGCUGGUACGAGUACUUGAUCCCCACGCACGCAUUUCUUCCACCUCACCCGUCAAGUUUCCUCGGGAAGAAGCUGGAGGAGUAUGCAGAGAAGGAAGGCGAUAUGGAUGCAUACCGCGCAAGACAGGCCGAAGUAGCCAACUUCUGGGCAGAGACCGAGGAGAAGUACAUUAAGCCUAUUCUGGACAGCUUGGAUGACUCGAUACGUCCGCUCGUUCAGGACGCUCUGUACACACAGGAUUCGGUCGAUGCGCCCCCAGGUGAUCCCUUGAUCGAUGCGUCUAUUGACACAGCAGGCACGGAGCCCGCACCACCCAAGGAAGAGGCUGCCGAAGAGACGGCAAAGCCCGACGCUGGCGAGCCAAUGAACGUUGACAAGCCUGAGGAUGAAGUGAAAGAUAUGGUGGAUGCCAUUCAACAGCAGGAGCCGAACUUGACCCUCGAUUCUGAGACCGAUGGCUCGGUCCCCCUACCUUCAAAGACCGUCCACGUUUCUCCCUUAGAAGAAGCCGUGAAGGCGCUCAAGGCAGCCUACUUAUCCGCAAAGAAAUCCUACCGCAUUUCUCCGGAGCGACAAGCCCGUGUCCAGGCAGCUCUUAACAACUACCUCGGAACGCGCAAGUACCACAACUACACCGUCCAAAAGAAGUUCAGCGACAAGUCCGCACAGCGAUACAUCAAGAGCUUCAAAGUGGCGCCGAAGCCCAUCAUUAUCAACGAUACGGAGUGGCUAAGCCUGAAGGUGCAUGGUCAGAGCUUUAUGAUGCAUCAAAUCAGGAAGAUGGUAGGCAUGGUUGCGCUGACUGUGCGUUGUGGCUCGAACCCCGACAUCAUGAUUGAGAGCUUUGGCAACACAAUUGUGCGGAUACCCAAGGCCCCGGGUCUGGGACUGCUUCUCGAGCGCCCCGUGUUCGAUUCGUACAACGAGAAGUCGGCCAAGCAGGCUGGACGUGAGAAGGUCGACUUCAACAAGUACAACGACAAGAUCGAGGAGUUCAAGGAGCGGGAAAUUUACCAGCGCAUCUUCCGGGAAGAGGCGCAGGGUAAUCAGUUCAACGCCUUCUUCACACAUCUUGACAACUACAAGGACCCGCAAUUCCUGUAUCUGACGUCUGGUGGCGUUGAAGCGACCAAGAAGAGUCUCGGGAACAAGUCGGCCCAGGCCAAGUAUGAGGAGGACUCGGAGGAUGAAAAUGCAAGCGGCGGAGAGGGAUAG